AUGUGGAUUCUCCCCAUCGUGGGGUACACCGGCCUCAUACUCGGCUUCGGAUUCCUUACUCUCUCCAUCGCUUCGGGCCUCUAUUACCUCUCUGAGCUGGUCGAAGAGCACACGGUCCUCAGUGCAAAACUUCUCAAGCGCCUGAUUUACGCCGUCGUCACCGCACAGUUGCUCCUCUGGCUCGUUGAUGGAUUCCCCUGGUACUUGACCUUGUUGGGUGUGGCCAGUCACGGCGUCUACGCGACGAACUUGCGGCAUUUCCCUAUUGUGAAACUGUCAGAUCCUUUUUUCCUCUCGAGUUGUGCCUUGGUCAUCCUCAAUCACUGGUUAUGGUUCAGGCACUUCAGCGAUGUAACUACAAGAGGAGGCCCAUAUCGGGGUGCACCACCGAGCAGCAGGCGGGACUGGUAUUCAGCACCUCCAGUAUAUGAUCAACCCACCUUUACCGAGAUUGCGUCGUACUUUGGACUGUGCGUUUGGCUCGUCCCAUUCGCACUGUUUGUCAGCCUCAGUGCCGGAGAGAAUGUCUUGCCGAGUAUGGGCUCCGAGUAUGCCACGGGCGAAAGAGAAGGUGUUGGCUUCAAGAAGGGUCAUAGAAGGAAGAACACCGGAAUGGCCAAGGCGGCUGUUCAUGCCACGAGAGAUUGGGUUACAGAGACGGGUGCGGUGAUGGGAUUCUGGCACGCUGACAAUAUUCGGCCUGUAUAA
Molecule: messenger RNA, 708 nt
Organism: Fonsecaea nubica
Lineage: Eukaryota; Fungi; Ascomycota; Eurotiomycetes; Chaetothyriales; Herpotrichiellaceae
Exons: 1
Coding region: 1-708 (235 amino acids)
Biological process (GO): endoplasmic reticulum to Golgi vesicle-mediated transport
Cellular component (GO): Golgi membrane; endoplasmic reticulum membrane; COPII-coated ER to Golgi transport vesicle
Molecular function (GO): COPII receptor activity
Source: RefSeq, a predicted model, not a curated record